UCCGUGGCUCUGCUGAGGAGAGGUUGCCUGUCCGAGGAGCAGGAGUUCAGUUAAGAAGAUGUCAACUUUAACUCCAAGGAAAAGGAAGCAGCAUUCUUUGAACUGUGAUAACCUAUUAUCAGAAAUUCCAUCAAAGAAAUUAAUUUCGGACUUUACUGAAAAUAUAUUUCCAUCACCUAAUAAAAAGCACAUUUGCCAAAGCAGUGAUAAAAAUGAAGAAAAGAUUCAUUGCUCUCAACAAGGCCAUUUCAUUUCAAGUCCACUCAAAACGACUAAAAAUAGAUUGCCAUCUGCAAAUCAAGGUUCACCAUUUAAAUCUGCUGUGUCUACUAUAUCCUUUUACAACAAAGAUAAGUGGUACCUCAAUCCACUGGAGAGAAAGCUGAUAAAAGAGAGUAGAUCCAUUUGUCUAAAAACUAAUAAUGAAGAUAGAUCAUAUCCCAGUGUGACAGAAAAAAUGCAGGGAAAACCAGCCUGCUCCAAGAAGAUGAACAAAAAACCACAGAAGAGUUUAACUGCUAAGUGUCAACCAGGAUAUAAGUGCAUCAAGCCUGUGUCAAAGAAUUCUAAAAAUUCCAAGCCAAAUCGAGUGGCCUAUAAGCCAAUUGUGGAGAAAGAGAAUAAUUGUUACUCAGCUGAAAAUAAUCUGAAGGCUCCUCGCGUUCUAAGCCAAAAGGUCAAACCACAAGUUACCCUCCAGGGAGGAGCGGCUUUUUUUGUUAGUAGGAAAAAACCCUCUCUGAGAAAAUUGCCCCUGGAAGAUAAGCCAUUACUGGGACUCACCCAAAAGAAUAAAUCAGAAGUUAUUGAAGAGUCUGAUGUGGAAACUGUCAAUGAAAGAAGUUUUGAGACAAGGCAAGUGCCAAAGUGUUUAUUAGUAGAAAAAAAACUGAACACUGAGCUGCUGAGUGAAAGAAGUAAAAAUGAAGAGAAAUUAAUAAAGGAUGCAUCAGAUAGAGUCAUUUCUUCAAGGGAAUGUAAAACCGAUGAAAAUAAGAGUUUUUCUUCAGAGGAGUCUUUCAGUGAGAACAAGGCAGUUUCUCCUGAGACCCUUGUCUAUCCCAUCUUCACCGUGUCUUCAGUCAACACAAAAAGAUCUCUAGUUGAAGAACAGUCUUCUGUGGGAUCUGUCACAUCUACUAACUUCUUGAAACAAAUCAAUAUACAGAAAAAUACUAAUACCAGAGAUGCAAAUAAAGAAACAAAAGACCAGCUCGUCAUUGACGCUGGUCAGAAACAUUUUGGAGCCACCAUGUGUAGGUCCUGUGGCAUGAUCUACACUGCUUCCAGCCCCGAGGAUGAACUGCAGCAUGUUCAGCACCACCACAGAUUUCUGGAGGGAAUCAAAUACGCAGGCUGGAAAAAAGAACGUGUCGUAGCAGAAUUUUGGGAUGGGAAAAUUGUGUUGGUCCUGUCACAUGAUCCGAGUUAUGCUAUCAGAAAGGUCGAAGAUGUCCAAGAACUUGUCGAUUAUGAAUUGGGCUUCCAGCAAGUUGUUCCCAGAUGUCCAAACAAAACCAAAACUUUUCUCUUUAUUUCUGAUGAAAAGAAAGUAGUUGGGUGUUUAAUUGCAGAGCCCAUCAAACAGGCCUUCCGUGUCCUGUCUGAACCAACUGGUCCAGAAUCCCCAAGCUCUAAAGAAUGUCAUAGGGCUUGGCAAUGUUCAGAUGUACCAGAACCUGCAAUCUGUGGGAUAAGUAGAAUCUGGGUCUUCAGACUGAAGAGAAGAAAGCGCAUUGCAAGACGACUGGUAGAUACUCUCAGGAAUUGCUUCAUGUUUGGCUGUUUUCUCAGCACGAAUGAAAUAGCAUUUUCUGACCCAACACCAGAUGGCAAGUUAUUUGCAACCAAGUACUGCAACACCCCUAAUUUCCUUGUAUACAAUUUUAAUACUUAAAGCCAAUUUCAACUAUAGAACAGUUACUAUAUGGAUGAGU
Messenger RNA from Balaenoptera ricei (Rice's whale), 1937 nucleotides. RefSeq names its product establishment of sister chromatid cohesion N-acetyltransferase 2 (gene ESCO2). Gene Ontology annotation, cellular component: nucleus; chromatin. Lineage: Eukaryota; Metazoa; Chordata; Mammalia; Artiodactyla; Balaenopteridae. Gene Ontology annotation, molecular function: protein-lysine-acetyltransferase activity. The coding region runs from base 59 to 1897 and encodes 612 amino acids. The transcript is spliced from 11 exons. The record is from RefSeq and is a predicted model, not a curated record. Gene Ontology annotation, biological process: mitotic sister chromatid cohesion.